UGUGUGGAUUAAUUCAAUGCCUGCCUAUCACUCCAACUUCAACGAGCUGCCCGGUCUCCGCAGCCUCGGCAACUUUGCCUUCCUGCCCCUGAACUCGUCCGUCAAGGGCCCCGCUCCCCGUGGCGACGGCUCUGAGGACAUUGUCGAGGAGGCCCUGAAGUACUUCAAGGCGAACGUCUUCUUCAAGAACUUUGACAUUAAGGGCAACGCUGACCGCGUCCUCAUCUACCUCACUUUGUACAUUACCGACUGCCUCCAGAAGUUGGCCAAGUGCCCCACCAAGAACGACGGUCUCAAGGCCAUGAACACCAUGUCGCUCGAGACUUUCUCUCUUCCCGGAGACAAGAACGGCAACUUCCCCCUCAACGGUCUUUACCAGCUCCCUGAGGCUCGUGCUGACGCUGACACUAUGCGCCAGUACAUUACCCAGCUCCGACAGGAGAUUGGCAUCCGUCUGUGCGAACGUGUCUACAAGAACGGCCCCGCUGACAAGUGGUGGAUGUGCUUCCAGAAGCGUCGUUUCCUCAACAAGUCGCUCGACGGCCGUAACGCUCCUUAAGAACCCCUGUUUUACUCAUCUCUCUCUCCCCCAAAAAAUACUCCUUGAAGCCUGACUCGUGUCUGUUUAUUUGUGUCUCGUAAUCAUGUUGUUGAUUCGACGUGUUGCGAUGUUCAUUCUGCUCGUGUACCUUGUCCGCUGUUUCAAAACCAUUGUGAAUUUUUUUUUUCUCCACUCUCCG
Molecule: messenger RNA, 740 nt
Organism: Capsaspora owczarzaki ATCC 30864
Lineage: Eukaryota; Filasterea; Ministeriida; Capsasporidae
Product: arp2/3 complex 21 kDa subunit
Exons: 6
Coding region: 17-559 (180 amino acids)
Biological process (GO): Arp2/3 complex-mediated actin nucleation; regulation of actin filament polymerization
Cellular component (GO): cytoskeleton; Arp2/3 protein complex
Molecular function (GO): actin filament binding
Source: RefSeq, a predicted model, not a curated record